Molecule: messenger RNA, 6771 nt
Organism: Scomber japonicus (chub mackerel)
Lineage: Eukaryota; Metazoa; Chordata; Actinopteri; Scombriformes; Scombridae
Exons: 19
Molecular function (GO): protein binding
Source: RefSeq, a predicted model, not a curated record
AUGGAUCAGAGUGAGGACAGAGAGGAGGGAGCCCCUCCCUCUAAACCCUCUCUGUGUGAGGAACAUGACAGCCAGACCGAAGCUCAGAGCACAAGGAGGCAGCGCAGACCUGAACCUGGACCUGAACCUGAACCCAGUUGUGUGUCCCUCAAGAGUGACCGGUCCACGGGUGCUGUUAUUGACUUUAAACAAAGACAUUCAUCUGAUCAAAUGAUCCAGCAGAGACCAGACUCCCCUGGACCUGAACCCAGCUGUAUGUCCUUCAAGAGCGACAACUCAAAGGGCGCUGUUAUUGAUUUAAAACAGACACAUUCAUUUGACAACAUGAUCCAGCAGAGACCAGACUCCCCUGGACCUGAACCCAGUUGUUUGUCCUUCAAGAGCGACAACUCAAAGGGCGCUGAAAACAUCAGCAGGUUUAUGAAGAACGAGCUGAAGAAGAUGCAGAAGGUUCUGAGUCCAGAUUACACAGAAUGCUCAGAGAGUCAAAGGGAGGAUGAGGAGAUGUUGGACGGUGAGGAGGAAGAGCAGAGGAGGAGCAGUAGAGAUGCAUUGCUGAAGAUCACACUGCACUUCCUGAGGAGAAUGAAACAGGAGGAUCUGGCUGACUGUCUGGAGAUCAGUAAGAAGAUAUCGAUAAAGAAUUCAAUCAAGUCUAGCCUGCAGCAGAAGUUCCAGUGUCUGUUUGAGGGGAUCACUAAAGCAGGAAACCCAACCCUUCUGAAUCAGAUCUACACACCGCUCUACAUCACAGAGGGAGGGACUGCAGAGGUCAAUGAUGAACAUGAGGUCAGACAGAUUGAAACUGCUUUCAGGAAACCAGCCAGACCAGAAACUCCAAUCAGACAUAAAGAUAUCUUCAAAGCCUUACCUGGAAGAGAUGAACCAAUCAGAACAGUGAUGACAAAGGGAGUGGCUGGCAUUGGGAAAACAGUCUUAACACAGAAGUUCACUCUGGACUGGGCUGAAGACAAAGCCAACCAGGACAUACACUUCACAUUUCCAUUCACUUUCAGAGAGCUGAAUGUGCUGAAAGAGAAAAAGUACAGCUUGGUGGAACUUGUUCAUCACUUCUUUCCUGAAACCAAAGAAGCAGGAAUCUGCAGGUUUGAAGAGUUCCAGGUUGUGUUCAUCUUCGACGGUCUGGAUGAGUGUCGACUUCCUCUGGACUUCCACAACAAUGAGAUCCUGACUGAUGUUACAGAGUCCACCUCAGUGGAUGUGCUGCUGACAAACCUCAUCAGUGGGAAACUGCUUCCCUCCGCUCGCCUCUGGAUAACCACACGACCUGCAGCAGCCAAUCAGAUCCCUCCUGAGUGUGUUGGCAUGGUGACAGAGGUCAGAGGGUUCACUGACCCACAGAAGAAGGAGUACUUCAGGAAGAGAUUCAGGGAAAAGAAGCAGGCCAGCACCAUCAUCUCUCACAUCAAGACAUCACGAAGCCUACACAUCAUGUGCCACAUCCCAGUCUUCUGCUGGGUCACUGCUACAGUUCUGGAGGACAAAUUGAAAAGCAGAGAGAGAGGAGAGCUCCCCAAGACCCUGACUGAGAUGUACAUUCACUUCCUGGUGGUUCAGUCCAAACUGAAGAACAUCAAGUAUGACGGAGGAGCUGAGACAGAUCCACACUGGAGUCCAGAGAGCAGGAAGAUGAUUGAGUCUCUGGGAAAACUGGCUUUUGAGCAGCUGCAGAAAGGCAACCUGAUCUUCUAUGAAUCAGACCUGACAGAGUGUGGCAUCGAUAUCAGAGCAGCCUCAGUGUGCUCAGGAGUGUUCACACAGAUCUUUAAAGAGGAGAGAGGUCUGUACCGGGACAAGGUGUUCUGCUUCGUCCAUCUGAGUGUUCAGGAGUUUCUGGCUGCUCUUCAUGUCCAUCUGACAUUCAUCAACUCUGGAGUCAAUCUGCUAGCAGGAGAACAAACAACCUCCCAGAAGUCUGUAACUAAAGCCGAAUCUGCAAAGACACGUUUCUACCAGAGUGCUGUGAACGAGGCCUUAAAGUGUCGAAAUGGACACCUGGACAUGUUCCUUCGCUUCCUCCUGGGUCUUUCACUGAAGACCAAUCAGAUUCUCCUUCAAGGCCUGCUGACACAAACAGGAAGUAGCUCCCAAACCAAUCAGGACACAGUUGAGUACAUCAAGAAGAAGAUCAGUAAGAAUCUGUCUGCAGAGAGAAGCAUCAAUCUGUUCCACUGUCUGAAUGAACUGAAUGAUCGUUCUUUGGAGGACGAGAUCCAACAGUAUCUGAAAUCAGGAAGUCUGUCCACAGAUGGACUGUCUCCUGCUCAGUGGUCAGCUCUGGUCUUCAUCUUACUGUCAUCAGAAAAAGAUCUGGAUGUGUUUGACCUGAAGAAAUACUCUGCUUCAGAGGAGGCUCUUCUGAGGCUGCUGCCAGUGGUCAAAGCCUCCAACAAAGCUCUGCUGGGUGGCUGUAACCUCUCAAAGAGAAGCUGUGCAGCUCUGUCCUCAGUUCUCAGCUCCGAGUCCUCUAGUCUGAGAGAGCUGGACCUGAGUAACAACAACCUGAAAGAUUCAGGAGUGAAGGAGCUUUCUGCUGGACUGAAGAGUCCACACUGUACACUGAAAACUCUCAGGUCAGUAUAUCUGUUUGUGCUGAAAACAGGACAAUUUAAAUUCAACUUCACAUUGGGUGAUAUUGGAGAGUAAAGACCACUUGCAUUACUUUCCUUUGGUACCCAUCUCCAGCCCAUAGAUUUAACUUUCAUGCAUCUGCUCCUUUCAGGAUGUCUGAUCACAGAGGAAGGCUGUUCUUCUCUGGCUUCAGCCCUGAGUUACAACCCCUCCCAUCUGAGAGAGCUGGACCUGAGAUACAAUCAUCCAGGAGACUCAGGAAAGAAACUACUGUCUGUGGUUCUGGAGGAUCCAUACUGGAGACUGGACAUACUCAGGAUGGACAAUGGUGGAGUCUCCAGGCUGAAACCAGGUCUGCAGAAGUAUGCCUGUGAACUUGUAAUGGACCCAGAAACAGCACACAGAAACCUCUUCCUGUCUGACGACAACAGAAAAGUGAUAGCAGUGAGACAGCAGGAGUCACAUCCUGAUCAUCCACAGAGAUUCACCCACUGGAGACAGCUGCUGUGUAAAGAAGGUCUGACUGGUCGCUGUUACUGGGAGGUGAAGAGGAGAGGAGAAGCUCACAUAGCAGUGACAUACAAAGGAAUCAGAAAGGGGGGUGACAACAAAAUCUGUUUUCUUGGAGGGAAUUCUCUGUCCUGGAGUCUGAAAUGCUCUGAUGAUGGGUACUCUGCCAUUCACAAUGACAAAGAGACACAUGUACAUCCUCCCUACUCUCUGUCUAACAGACUUGCAGUGUAUCUCGACUGUCCUGCAGGCACUCUGUCUUUCUACGGAUUCUCAUCUGGUGCACUGGUCCACCUCCACACCUUUUACGCCACAUUCACUGAGCCUGUAUACCCUGCGUUUGGGUUCAGGUCUGAUGAUAAGUUUGGGUGUUUUGGUGCCUCAGUGUCUCUGUGUGAGCUCAUGGAUCAGAGUGAGGACAGAGAGGAGGGAGCCCCUCCCUCUAAACCCUCUCUGUGUGAGGAACAUGACAGCCAGACCAAAGCUCAGAGCACAAGGAGGCAGCACAGACCUGAACCUGGACCUGAACCUGAACCCAGCUGUGUGUCCCUCAAGAGCGACCGGUCCACGGGUGCUGUUAUUGACUUUAAACAAAGACAUUCAUCUGAUCAAAUAGUGGACCAGGAGAGCUCAGAGGUUCCCAGUGGUCAGUCUGCCCAGCAGCAUCAAACAGACCUGGACUCCAUAUUUAUGCUGCUGGAGGAAAACAUCAGCAGGUUUAUGAAGAACGAGCUGAAGAAGAUGCAGAAGGUCCUGAGUCCAGAUUACCCAAAAUGCUCAGAGAGUCAGAGGGAGGAUGAGGAGAUGUUGGACGGUGAGGAGGAAGAGCAGAGGAGGAGCAGUAGAGAUGCAUUGCUGAAGAUCACACUGCACUUCCUGAGGAGAAUGAAACAGGAGGAUCUGGCUGACUGUCUGGAGAUCAGAACUCGUGCUGACAGGUGUCAGUGUAAACUCAAGUCUAACCUGCAGCAGAAGUUCCAGUGUCUGUUUGAGGGGAUCACUAAAGCAGGAAACCCAACCCUUCUGAAUCAGAUCUACACACCGCUCUACAUCACAGAGGGAGGGACUGCAGAGGUCAAUGAUGAACAUGAGGUCAGACAGAUUGAAACUGCUUUCAGGAAACCAGCCAGACCAGAAACUCCAAUCAGACAUAAAGACAUCUUCAAAGCCUUACCUGGAAGAGAUGAACCAAUCAGAACAGUGAUGACAAAGGGAGUGGCUGGCAUUGGGAAAACAGUCUUAACACAGAAGUUCACUCUGGACUGGGCUGAAGACAAAGCCAACCAGGACAUACACUUCACAUUUCCAUUCACUUUCAGAGAGCUGAAUGUGGUGAAAGAGAAAAAGUACAGCUUUGUGGAACUUGUUCAUCACUUCUUUCCUGAAACCAAAGAAGCAGGAAUCUGCAGGUUUGAAGAGUUCCAGGUUGUGUUCAUCUUCGACGGUCUGGAUGAGUGUCGACUUCCUCUGGACUUCCACAACAAUGAGAUCCUGACUGAUGUUACAGAAUCCACCUCAGUGGAUGUGCUGCUGACAAACCUCAUCAGUGGGAAACUGCUUCCCUCUGCUCGCCUCUGGAUAACCACACGACCUGCAGCAGCCAAUCAGAUCCCUCCUGAGUGUGUUGGCAUGGUGACAGAGGUUAGAGGGUUCACUGACCCACAGAAGAAGGAGUACUUCAGGAAGAGAUUCAGGGAAAAGAAGCAGGCCAGCACCAUCAUCUGUCACAUCAAGACAUCACGAAGCCUCCACAUCAUGUGCCACAUCCCAGUCUUCUGUUGGAUCACUGCUACAGUCCUGGAGGACAAAUUGAAAAGCAGAGAGAGAGGAGAGCUGCCCAAGACCCUGACUGAGAUGUACAUUCACUUCCUGGUGGUUCAGUCCAAACUGAAGAACAUCAAGUAUGACGGAGGAGCUGAGACAGAUCCACACUGGAGUCCAGAGAGCAGGAAGAUGAUUGAGUCUCUGGGAAAACUGGCUUUUGAGCAGCUGCAGAAAGGCAACCUGAUCUUCUAUGAAUCAGACCUGACAGAGUGUGGCAUCGAUAUCAGAGCAGCCUCAGUGUAUUCAGGAGUGUUCACACAGGUCUUUAAAGAGGAGAGAGGUCUGUACCGGGACAAGGUGUUCUGCUUCGUCCAUCUGAGUGUUCAGGAGUUUCUGGCUGCUCUUCAUGUCCAUCUGACAUUCAUCAACUCUGGAGUCAAUCUGCUAGCAGGAGAACAAACAACCUCCCAGAAGUCUGUAACUAAAGCCGGAUCUGCAAAGACACGUUUCUACCAGAGUGCUGUGAACGAGGCCUUAAAGAGUCGAAAUGGACACCUGGACAUGUUCCUUCGCUUCCUCCUGGGUCUUUCACUGAAGACCAAUCAGAUUCUCCUUCAAGGCCUGCUGACACAAACAGGAAGUAGCUCCCAAACCAAUCAGGACACAGUUGAGUACAUCAAGAAGAAGAUCAGUAAGAAUCUGUCUGGAGAGAAAAGCAUCAAUCUGUUCCACUGUCUGAAUGAACUGAAUGAUCGUUCUUUGGAGGACGAGAUCCAACAGUGUCUGAAAUCAGGAAGUCUGUCCACAGAUGGACUGUCUCCUGCUCAGUGGUCAGCCCUGGUCUUCAUCUUACUGUCAUCAGAAAAAGAUCUGGAUGUGUUUGACCUGAAGAAAUACUCUGCUUCAGAGGAGGCUCUUCUGAGGCUGCUGCCAGUGGUCAAAGCCUCCAACAAAGCUCUGCUGGGUGGCUGUAACCUCUCAAAGAGAAGCUGUGCAGCUCUGUCCUCAGUUCUCAGCUCCGAGUCCUCUAGUCUGAGAGAGCUGGACCUGAGUAACAACAACCUGAAAGAUUCAGGAGUGAAGGAGCUUUCUGCUGGACUGAAGAGUCCACACUGUACACUGAAAACUCUCAGCCUUUCAGGAUGUCUGAUCACAGAGGAAGGCUGUUCUUCUCUGGCUUCAGCUCUGAGUUCCAACCCCUCCCAUCUGAGAGAGCUGGACCUGAGAUACAAUCAUCCAGGAGACUCAGGAAAGAAACUACUGUCGGUGGUUCUGGAGGAUCCACACUGGAGAGUGGACACACUCAGGAUGGACAAUGGUGGAGUCUCCAGGCUGAAACCAGGUCUGCAGAAGUAUGCCUGUGAACUUGUAAUGGACCCAGAAACAGCACACAGAAACCUCUUCCUGUCUGACGACAACAGAAAAGUGACAGCAGUGAGACAGCAGGAGUCAUAUCCUGAUCAUCCACAGAGAUUCACCCACUGGAGACAGCUGCUGUGUAAAGAUGGUGUGACUGGUCGCUGUUACUGGGAGGUGGAGAGGAAAGGAGAAGCUCACAUAGCAGUGACAUACAAAGGAAUCAGAAAGAGGGGAGACAGUAAACUCUGUUUUCUUGGAGGGAAUUCUCUGUCCUGGAGUCUGAAAUGCUCUGAUGAUGGGUACUCUGCCAUUCACAAUAACAAAGAGACACAUGUACAUCCUCCCUUCCCUCCGUCUAACAGACUUGCAGUGUAUCUCGACUGUCCUGCAGGCACUCUGUCUUUCUACGGAUUCUCAUCUGGUGCACUGGUCCGCCUCCACACCUUUUACGCCACAUUCACCGAGCCUGUCUACCCUGCGUUUGGGUUCAGGUCUGAUGAUAUGUUUGGGUAUUUUCGUCCCUCAGUGUCUCUGUGUAAGCUGUGA